AUGACUUCAGAUGACCACGGUCGCAUAGCUUACAAGAAUUUAUUUAUGAAACGUAUUCAAGUAAUUUAUGAGGGACAGAAUGUCGCAUUCUAUUGUAAUGCUACGGGUGGCUCGGAAACAGAAUAUAUACAUUAUCAGUGGGAGGUUAAUAACAGAGAGCUAAUAGCUACAGAUGCAUAUUUUCUCAUUAGAAACAUCCAGAAAAGCGAUGAGGGUGAAUACAAAUGUAUUGCAACUCAGUAUGUGAAUGGAACUCCAAUAGUUGCCACAGAAUCAACUUUUAUUAGCGUUCGGAAAGCUGAUUCUAUUAUAACUCAAGACGUUGAAGAAGGUAUUUUGGUUCGAAUUCUGUGCAAUGUUAGCGGAGAUGAUAAACCCGAUGGCGCUGGACCAUUUCGAUAUGAAUGGCGUAACCCAAACGGUACUCUGGUUGGAACCCAAUGGAAAUUAGAAUUGGGUCACAUCAAAAUGCAUGAAUCAGGUAUAUAUGUUUGCCGCGUGUCAUAUGAAUAUGACAAACGUCAGAUGUCCACAAGUUCAGCCACUAAAAUUAAUGUAAUUCCGCAAGGUGAAUGUUCAACAGAUUAUUCUAGCAUUAGAAACUGUAUGUUACCGGGACUAAAUUAUAAAGAGGUGACACUGUACAUAAUGGAUGUUUGUCCUGUUAGUCAGUCACAGUGUCGAAUUCGACAGUGUAUACCAACUUCACGGAUAUGUGAUGGAAAGGUUGACUGUGCCGAUAAAUCAGAUGAAAGUAGCAGUUUUUGUAAUGCUAGACUUACUGUGAGUCCGACUCGCAUUGUGGUUAGACCAUCAGAGCCUUUUUCACUGCAGUGUCAAGCUAUGGCACCAGUGACUCAAGUUCCUCAUGCAAGAUUUGUACAUAGUGGAAAGGAUGUAGAAACUGACUCCCGAUUUACCGUUGAACGGCCUUCAACAGGAAUUCUACUUAUCAAAGCUCCGCAGGACUUUCAGAAGAAGCAAAUGAUACAAGGAUUGAAUGCUAUUUUCCAGAUGAAAGUCCUAGGACUGCAAUAA
Molecule: messenger RNA, 1038 nt
Organism: Heterobilharzia americana
Lineage: Eukaryota; Metazoa; Platyhelminthes; Trematoda; Strigeidida; Schistosomatidae
Source: the annotation of a GenBank genome assembly